AGGUGGUGGCAUGCACCGUUAACGUUUGUUUACGGACUGCUGUUAUAUCGAAGAAGAAGAACUGCACCGGCGCUGUCGUUAUUUAUUGAAAAUAGAUAGCUAGCUAAUUCUCUCACCAAGCAAUAUUAACAUUUGUCAUUUUGUAAUCCAAGUUGUUAAAAAAAAACAUGACGGAGCCUCAGGCAGCACUGUUACUCAGGAGACAGCUGGCAGAGCUCAAUAAGAACCCAGUGGAGGGAUUCUCAGCAGGUUUGAUAGACGAUAACGACCUCUACAGAUGGGAAGUCUUAAUCAUCGGCCCACCAGACACAUGCUAUGAAGGUGGUGUGUUUAAAGCACAUCUCACGUUUCCCAAAGACUACCCUCUCAGGCCACCUAAAAUGACAUUUAUCACAGAUAUAUGGCACCCUAAUGUUGACAAGAACGGUGACGUAUGUAUAUCUAUUUUACAUGAGCCUGGUGAGGAUAAGUACGGCUAUGAGAAGCCUGAGGAGCGCUGGCUGCCCAUCCACACAGUGGAAACCAUCAUGAUUAGUGUUAUCUCUAUGUUGGCGGACCCGAACGGAGACUCGCCUGCCAAUGUCGACGCUGCAAAAGAGUGGAGGGAAGACCGACAUGGGGAAUUCAAAAGAAAAGUGGCCCGUUGUGUAAGAAAGAGCCAAGAGACUGCCUUUGAGUGAAUUUUAUCAAGCUGCAUCUAGCUUCACUUUUUCAGGGUCUCCAAUUUGAGAAACAACAUGGCACUGUUUUCCUGCACUCUACUACCCGAUUGCCAGGCUCGUCUUCAUUGCAUUUGGCAGAAACCGUCUGGCAACAAUAGGCUACAAUAGAACUUAACAGCUGUUGCCACAUGCUGACCGAAAACUGCCACACAAGUGCCAACUCGAAAACAACAAAACAGAAGAUGAAUAACACGUUUUUUUGAAGUCUAUGAACUUUUCAGGAAGAGAUUGUAAAGAUCUGUAUAUAGCACAGACCUAAAACUGGAUAAUAUAUAAACUGUUCCUACCCAUCCAGCAAGACACAUAGUACCAAAUAAGUAGUGCUUCUGUAGGUAGAAUUUGAGCCCUGUGAGUUAUUGGAAGUUUUUAGUCCUCUUCCCCAUUCAACAUCCACUCUAGUGUGUAUUAGUGUAGGUAUGUUACUACAGGUUGCUUUGAUGGACAGGAAGCCUUGAAGAAGGCAGAAUGGUAAGAAUGCGAUGCUGUUGUAGAAUCCCACUAUUGGAGAACAGCGGAGUUCGGGUUCUAGAAUGACCAGAAUAUCGGGCCAAAAUGGCAUUUAUGGCAGAGGGUGCACUAGAAUAGACACAUUCUGUAGCAUGCUUGUCAUGUUAGGUUCCUUCACCCUUAGCACUUCAGGAAAAUUCACAAUUUUAAAAUAUGAAUAAGUUUAGAGGCAAGUCUUUAUUUUGGAUUUUUAACACCAUUUCCCCUACCGUGGUGCACAUGUACCCCGAAUUGAUCACAUACCUCAUUUGUCAAGUUCAGGUUUCUUUGGAGAUGGACAUAGCCAUUACAAGUCAUGCAUUCACAAAUUGAGCUCGUAGUUAGGUUUUUAAUGAUACAUUUUUCAAAAAGUGCCUCCUAUUAAAUUGCUUGGCAAUUGCACCCUGUAUUGAACCAGAGUUAGUUUCAGAGAAAUCAGAGAAAUUGUUAACCGCUUAAGUGUUAUUUUAUAACCCUUCACACCAGUACAAUGUAUAAUCAAACAUAUUGGUAACCAUUUGGUGUAGCAAUAACCUUCCCCAGAUGUGUGGUGUACGGUCUUAUAUUUGUUUUAAUAUUCUGAUGAGAUUUAGGGGAGCUAUUUCUCUUAGAGUCACCUUGAUGAAACAGAUGAAUUGAUUUCCUUUGUGUGGUGUCGUAGGUAGGAUUUGUUAUGCAUGCUUUAACAUUAGGUUUCCAUGCUGGUAGUAGUGUCUGGGUUUUGAUUUAAAAUGUAUGUUUGUGCCAUGUUUUAUUCCCCCCCCCCGAUCCUUGAUUUUCUCCUGGUGUUUGAUUUUAUUCUGGCUUUGAUGGACUAUUGCAGUUUACUUGCCUAAUGUACAAAGACAAAAUUCUGAUGUAUAUUUUUCAUGUUAUGAAAAUUGUCACCUUGUGUAGUGAGUUCUUCUAAAAUAUGAUUCCCCCUCCAAUAAUAGUUGGGGUAUUUUCUUUUAAUGAAAAUUAUGUGUACAAUGUUUUGUCAUAUUACCAGACAUCUACUUCUUUGUUACACACAUGAUCUUACUUCCUAGCAUGUUCUCAUGUGUAUCAUGUGGUGUCUGAACCCCUAGGUCAGGGUAUCCCAAACUUGGUCCUUCGAGGACUUGCUUCCGUUCAGCCACUAGAGCAUUAAUGAAGUUGUGUGCUGAUGUUGGGGGAUUAGGCCUGCCUCGCAUUCAGAAACUCCAAUUCAUCCCAAAUGUGUUCAAUGGGGUUGAGGUCAGGACUCUGUGCAGGCCAGUCAAGUUCUUCUACAUCAAUCUCGACAAACCAUUUCUGUACGGACCUCGCUUUGUUGAUGGGGGGGCAUUGUUAUGCUUAAAUAGGAAAAGGACCUUCCCCAAACUGUUGCCACAAAGUUGAAAGCACAGAAUUGUUUAGAAUGUUAAGAUUUUUCUUCACUUGAACUAAGGGGCCAAGCCAAACCAUUAUUCCUCCUCCACCAAACUUUACAGUUGGCACUAUGCAUUCGUGUAGGUAGUGUUCUCCUUGCAUCUGCCAAACCCAGAUUUGUUUGUCGGACUGCCAGAUGGUGAAGUGUGAUUCGUCACUCCAGAGAACGCGUUUCUACUCUUCCAGAGUCCAAUGGUGGCGAGCUUUACACCACUCCAGCCGACGCUUGGCAUUGCACAUGGUGAUUUUAGGCUUGUGUGUGGCUGCUCGGCCAUGGAAACCCAAUUCAUAAAGCUGCAUAUUAACAGUUCUUGUGCUGACAUUGCCUCCAAUGUAGUGAGUUUUGUAACCGAGGACAGAUGAUUUUUACGAGCUUCAGCAUUCGGCGGUACAGUUCUGUGAGCUUGUGUGGUCUACCACUUCGCAACUGAGCCGUUGUUGCUCCUAGACGUUUCCACUUCACCAUAACAGCACUUAAGUUGACCAGGGCAGCUCUAGCAGGGCAAAAAAUUUACGAACUGACUAUGACGGCACCACGUUGAAAGUAACAGCUCUUCAGUUAAGCCAUUCUACUGCCAAUGUUUGUCUAUGGAGAUUGCAUGGCGGUGGGCUCAAUUUUAUACACCUAUCAGCAACAGGUGUGGCAGAAAUAGCCGAAUCCACUAAUUUGAAGGGGUGUUGACAUACUUUUGUAUACAUAGUGUAUCAUGUAGUUGUCACACAACACAUUAAGCUAGAUUUAGCAAGUAUCCGUGACUCAUUGAUAUCAUUAACAAUUGAAUACUGUCACUUGGCACAAAUGUGGGAAUAGCUUGUGUGUUAGUAGUUUCUCAUAUUCAGAAGAAAGCCAAGUAUCACUUUCACACAAUGUGAGGUGUUGUGAUGAACUGCUGGCCAGGCAGAGAUCUCAGAAAAGCAGGUUUCGGGGAUCUGUGCCGAGAACAGGCUCCAGUCUAGACAAUGCAAGUACCACUUAACCUUAUGCCCAGCAAAUGUCUCACGCUUUUCAACCACAAAUUAUUAUGAAGGUCAUUCAUAAUAACAUGUAGGUAUAGCUAAACACAAGUACCUAAUGCAUGCGUUCUCAUAAAUCUGAACAAGUGGAAUUGAUCUGAAACAAUAUGCAAGGUAGAUGUACGCAGUCAAUACAGAUUUGGAAACUUC
Molecule: messenger RNA, 3764 nt
Organism: Oncorhynchus kisutch (coho salmon)
Lineage: Eukaryota; Metazoa; Chordata; Actinopteri; Salmoniformes; Salmonidae
Product: ubiquitin-conjugating enzyme E2 G1-like
Exons: 6
Coding region: 168-680 (170 amino acids)
Source: RefSeq, a predicted model, not a curated record